This is a messenger RNA of Mollisia scopiformis, 1648 nucleotides long. Its product is annotated as adenylosuccinate lyase. The coding region runs from base 197 to 1459 and encodes 420 amino acids. The record is from RefSeq and is a predicted model, not a curated record. The transcript has 12 exons. Gene Ontology annotation, cellular component: cytosol. Gene Ontology annotation, biological process: 'de novo' AMP biosynthetic process. Gene Ontology annotation, molecular function: (S)-2-(5-amino-1-(5-phospho-D-ribosyl)imidazole-4-carboxamido) succinate lyase (fumarate-forming) activity; N6-(1,2-dicarboxyethyl)AMP AMP-lyase (fumarate-forming) activity. Lineage: Eukaryota; Fungi; Ascomycota; Leotiomycetes; Helotiales; Mollisiaceae.
CAAUAUGUCUGGCAACGAGAUCUAUCAGACCCCUCUGGCUUCGCGCUAUGCGAGUAUGGAGAUGAAACGUCUUUUCUCUGCGAAAGAACGUUCAGAAACAUGGAGAAAACUUUGGGUCUGGUUGGCGGAGGCAGAGAAAGACCUGGGGAUCCCGAUCAGCGACGAGGCAAUUGCACAAAUGAGAGCACAUAUCGAGAUGAAUGAGGAGGACUUCAAGGUUGCUGCUGAAGAGGAGAGAAUACGACGCCAUGAUGUUAUGGCACACGUAUAUGCUUUCGGUCAACGAGCCCCAGCUGCCGCUGGCUACAUUCAUUAUGGAGCAACCAGCUGCUAUGUCACUGACAAUGCAGACUUGAUCUUCCUCCGCGAUGGGCUCGAUCUCCUGCUGCCGAAGCUCGCUGGCGUCAUUCAGAAACUUUCACAGUUUGCACUCGAGUACAAGGGAAUGCCAACUCUAGGCUAUACACACAUGCAACCAGCACAACUUAUAACUGUAGGACGCCGUGCUGCUCAAUGGGUUCAAGAUCUAAUGAUGGAUCUGGAAGAUUUCGAGAAAGUCAGAGCCGAUCUAAGAUUCAGAGGAGCGAUGGGCACUACUGGCACGCAGGCCAGCUUCAUGGAGAUUUUCCAUGGAGAUACUGCCAAAAUCGACCGUCUGAAUGAGAUACUCUGCCAAAAAGCUGGAUUCCCACGAUGCUAUAGCAUUUCUACACAGACCUACACGAGAAAGGUUGACCUUCGCAUUGCCAACGCUCUUUCUGCGUUUGGUGCGACUGUCCAGAAAAUUGGUUCGGAUAUCAGACAUUUGGCUGCACAAAAGGAGAUUGAAGAGCCUCGUGAGGCAUCUCAAAUUGGUUCAUCGGCAAUGGCCUAUAAGCGUAAUCCUAUGCGCUGUGAACGUAUUUGUGGUCUCGGACGUCACUUGGCAAAUUUGAGCAAAGAUUGCUCUGACACCUUUGCUUCUCAAUGGUUCGAGCGGACACUUGAUGAUAGUGCUAUUCGCCGAAUCGACAUUCCUCAUCUCUUCCUUGCUGCUGACGCUAUCCUGCUAACCCUCGACAACGUAUCCUCCGGUCUGGUUGUCUACCCAAAGCGCAUCCACGCACACAUCAUGGAAGAACUUCCCUUCAUGGCCAGUGAAAAUAUGAUCAUGAAGAUGGUUGCACUUGGCAAGUCAAGACAAGACGCGCACGAAGAGAUCAGAGUCUUGAGCCAUCAAGCCAGCAUCGUCGUGAAAGAGGAAGGAGGCAAGAACAACUUGAUUGACUUGAUCAAGGAAUCCGAGUACUUUAAACCAAUCUGGGGUGAAGUGGAUGCAAUGCUUGAUCCAAAGCUCUUUAUUGGUCGUUGUGCGGAACAGGUCACCAGGUAUUGUGGGGAAGGUGGUGAGGUCGAAGAAGCUCUCAAGCCUUACAAGAAGCACGUAGAUGCUGGUAAGGCUGUUGAGCUGACGGUUUAGGGACUUCCAGAAUUGUAUGUCUAGAGUGGUAGGACACUGAUAGCGCGAAUAUCCGUGAACAAAAGAGUUGAUUUGACUAUGCCAAUCCGGAGAUUCCUUCUUAUGUACCUGCAUACCUGCAUUGCGAAACUGCUGGUAUGUGCACCCCUAUUUGAAUAUAUAAAAUCCCAGCUCUAUAGAUAAAAAGCC